UUUGUGUAGUCCAUGUAGGAACCAGAUUUUGACAUCUAUAAAUACACCGCCUUCUCUUGGUGGUUUGAGCAUCAAUUUAUAGCAUUGUCGAGUUGGUUCGAACCCAUCGCUCUAUCAGGUAAUUUUCUUUCAAUAUGAAUUUUCGUCACUUUCUUCACAGCUCUACAUGUUUGUGGUAGAAAAUUCAUAUCUCGAUGUAGGAACGUCGAAAUCAUGAUCCGCUUGAUGUUUCGAAACUAGACUCGUAGAGCUACGUCACACGCGGAAACCACGACCAAAUUGCUUCUAUAUUUGCUUAGAUAUUGAUCGAGAAUCAGACUUUGAGUUCUGGUUCGCUGGUUUAUUAGUCUUGUGCGUCCUGACGAAAAAUCUUAUAUCUUGACUUAGGAACAUCGCAAUCACGAACGGUUUGCGGCGUCGGAAAGAAGACUCAUAGAGCUACGUCAUAUACGAAAACCACAAUCAAAUUGCUUCUAUAUUGGCUCAGGUCUUUGGGGGCAUCUGUACGGCUUUAACUUUAAACAAAGAUGAUGCACUUUCGUGACCGCGAUACGCCACGUCCUCAUCUAGAGAUAGUGAGCGACAAACGAAAUUCGAACGCCAAAGUCCUUGCCUUGGAGGUUCAACCUCCAGUGAUCGGUGCCUUCUCACUUGACGGAGAGCUUUCUACGCUUCAUCUUGCUGAAUGGUCUAAAAAGGAGACCAAAGACGUCAUGAGCAACUUCUCAGGCAAGGCCACUGUUAUGGACGUCCCUCUGUUGAAGUCCGCAAUUCAUCGAGAAGUCGCGCCCACCGAAUCUUCUCAUCCCAAUGGAUGUUUCAACAACUGGAGUGUCCCGCCUUCUGGUUUCGGCAAAGUUUGCUACACACCCGGCUACUGGGAGUGGGUGGAAGAUGUGCUUCCUCGCUAUAAGGAAGUCUUGGAGCGUGUCAAAGUUUACGAUGCCAUCUACGCUUCUUUGUUUACAUAUGAUUAUGAUGACAACGUACUUGCAUGCUUUUUGUGAGCUUUGGCGUCCGUCUACCAAUACGCUUUCCACUUUCGUCGGGGAGAUGUCUAUCUCACUUUGGGACUUACGAACAAUUGCGGACUUCCCAUUCACGGAUCUUUUUAUGAUGAAGUUGUUCCUUCGGCGAAAGAAUUGACGCAAAUGGACAAUCAAGGGAAACCAUGGCUCCCCAAGAGCUGUCUAUACUUAUUUUCAGCCUUUUACAAACUUGCCGAAGGUGGCCAUCAUGAGGUGUCCAUCCAUGAUUGGGUGAAAUUUUGGUUUAGAGGACCAAGCAGGUACGCAGAGCCUCCGCAAAGGGCGUCAAAGGGUCGUGCAACGAAGCCAAGAUUGAAUCACAAUCCUUCCGGGCAUAUUGACAUGAAUUACUUACCACGAACCGAUGAGGAGCAUGCCCCCUUCGUCGAGCUAGGAGUGGAAGACUCACUUAGAGAUGAGACGAAUUUGUCGGCUUUCCUAACAUGUUGGCUCUGCAAGUUUGUUCUCCCCCAUAAGAAAAUUGACUACGUGCGUGCUAGCGUUCUUAAAGUGGCGAGCUUGAUGGCUCAUGGAGAGAAAUUCUCUUUGGCGGUUCCAGUCCUUGCGAGCAUAUAUCGUGGCUUGAGAGAGAUCUCUACUUCUCCAGACUUGAGGCAGGGGAAUAUAAUUUUCCCCAUACACUAUGUAUAUGGCUGGCUAGGAGAAUAUUUUAAGACCCAUCAUCGUGCCAAUCACUCACAUCGGAGUAUACCUUUAUGCAAGAUUUCUGGCGAGAAGAUGGCCAAAUACUUCAAUUUUUCUGACGCCCGAAAGUUAUUUCAACAAGAUGAUGCCCGCCACCUCCAUCAUUUGGCGUUGCUACAAGGUAGGGAAUUAUACUUCACCGAUACUGGCGAUCUCUCAGAUUCAUGGAACGAUACUAUCAUAAGCCUUCGUUCGAGCUAUGUUACACUUAGGCAUGAUGCGGAUCUCAUCGUGGAGUCCUAUAGUCCUUAUAGGUUUAGCAGACAAUUUGGUUUUUGUCAAGACAUCCCUGGAGACCUCAUGGAGCGACCAUACGAUGGCACAUUGCUAACACUAGCGCAACUUUGGAAUUCAUCGAUCCGCCUUGGAACCUCUUCAAAGGUCAUAAUUCCGGUGCGCCCAUCAGAAGGCAGUUCACCUUUAAUGACUCGCGAGUACAUGGAAUGGUGGCUAGCCAAUCGGACAAAUCCAUCAGAAAUGAGUCCUCGAAUUAUUUCACAAAAAUCAAAGCAAGAUCAUACACCUAUGUUGUCCAAAAGAGGUCCGACUCGAAUGAAAGAAAAACCGCAUCCUUCUUCCAAGUCCGAGGUGCAACUUAAUGAUACCCCGCAAGCUCUUGAAACUUCUUCUAAGUCCAAAACCUUGAAGGAUGUUGAAAUCCCUAUGGACAAAGGAGUUAAACGCAUCCGACUAGUCUCCAAGACAAGUGCUACGGCUCCUAAGGUGACCAACAAUACUUCCAAAAGAAGGGAGCCUUCGAGUUCAUUGGACAAGGGCGCCAAAGAAACAUCAAGUCUCGCACCACCUUGCAACAAAAAGUCUCGCCCUUCCUCUCUUCCUAUCGAUGUUGGAAAUACCAUCGCAGCCUCUAGUUCGACGGAGAGUAAUACAAGUGGAGAUCGACAUUGGAAUCGUUUAGAAAGGAAGUCGAAGGAGUCCGACGAUCACCAUAACGAAUUCGCUGAUUUGGACACUAUUAGCAUUGGAUCUGAUAUCCAUCUGGAUGGGGAUCCAAACUCAAUGAUGGGCUUGGAAGAAGUAGCAGAACAAUUGGGUUUCCAGAAACUAGACGCGAUGAAUGCGGCUGAAGUUGUCGUUGAUCAGAUUACACAUCCGAAGACCUUCAGACCUUCCUCACAGCCAUUGCAACCUAGCGCGUCGAGCUUUGAUCCACAAGGGACUAUUUUCCGCUUCAAAUCAACCUUCGUCUCUGAGAUAUGGGGUGCAUUGUGCGGAUGGAUUACACAAUUUUCUUUAGGUUCCUUAGACAGCUUUAUGGUGUUGGAGGCAAGUAUUGCUUCGACUCUUGAGGAACUUAGGAAAAUCAAUAUUAUCGAUGUUUCUGCUUUGGAGGGUCUUGUCGAGAACUUCUUCAAGGCGUAUGCGGAGUAUGACUCUUUGAAAUCAUCGAAGAUGACUAAAGAAUUACACCAAGAAUCACUUUCAGAUGCACAACGACGCCUUGAUGAUGCUAAACAAGAACAUGGAAAGCUAGAUGGGUCCAUGAAGGAGCUUCAAGCAAAUCUUGCGAAUGUGGAGAAAGACUUAGCAGCCUUGAACUCUAAGAAGGAGAAGAUUAUCGCAUUCCUUGACAAAUACCAAGAGGAGUUGUCCAAAAAUCAAGAGAAAAUCACCAUUACAGAGGGCGAGAUUUAUACUAUUGAAGCUAAUCAUGUGUUGUCUGAUGAAGAAGCAGAGAGACUAUCCAAACUUGAAGAGGCGGUUGAGAAGAGUCGUCAACAAAUCCUAUGCUUCAAGCCUUUUCCGUGACUUAGAUUCUUGCUUAGGAUUUUUACUUUUUAAUUGCUUAUUAUGAUGUAGUGACAUUCCUUUCUUGAAGCAAUAAAAGUAGUCGCCUUUAUUUCAAUAUGAA
Messenger RNA from Lycium ferocissimum, 3606 nucleotides. RefSeq lists its product as uncharacterized. Bases 1152 to 3503 code for a protein of 783 amino acids. The record is from RefSeq and is a predicted model, not a curated record. The transcript has 3 exons. NCBI's taxonomy places the organism in Eukaryota, Viridiplantae, Streptophyta, Magnoliopsida, Solanales, Solanaceae.